Molecule: messenger RNA, 2280 nt
Organism: Caenorhabditis sp. 36 PRJEB53466
Lineage: Eukaryota; Metazoa; Nematoda; Chromadorea; Rhabditida; Rhabditidae
Source: the annotation of a GenBank genome assembly
AUGCUCCUCGGCCUGCUCGUUUUCUCCCUCGCCUUCCAAGGUUUGUUUGCUCCAUCCCCUCUCGAAAGUCAUCCACUUUUUUUGUCUUCAGGCCUCGUCGCCGUCUCGGAAUGCGAGGAGUGCACCACUAUCGUAGAUCUUCUGCAACUCGAGUGGGGAGAAAAGAAAACGGAAGACUGCUUCGUCGAUAUUGCUCUUUUCAUUUGCGAGAACUUCCAUAUUGAGGACAACGACGUCUGCAACUUCAUCGUCUCCGACUUUUCUGUGAGAUCAAAAAUGCAACGUACGAAUCCAUUGAACAAUUUAUUUUUAGGAUGAGUUCAUGUACGUCAUCAAACAGAUUCUGGUCACCCCGCAUCAGAUAUGCGGUCUCCUCAUGCAGAAUGGUGAGCUUCGAAUUAAAGUUUUAACUGAAAAUACAAUUCAGAUUGCGGUGAAUUUGUGGAUCCUCUCGCAACUAUCUGGAACAUGACGGUCCCUGGAAAUCAGCCAGCAUUCGUACCGAAACAAAUUGUGCCCGUAAGUGAUUUUAUCUGUUCAUGCCUCGAAUCCGUUUUUAAGACUGGAAACCCAACUCUGCGAGCCCUCCAUCUUACUGAUCUCCAUGUUGACAUGUACUACACUCCAGGACUCGAGGCGCAAUGUGACACUCCGCAAUGCUGUCGUCCUCAAGAUAUGAAUGUGGUAUGAUGUCUCGACUGCUCACUAUCUUUCUAGUUUGUGAUUUCAGGAAAUCGUGGAGAACGGAGACGUGAAGGUUCCGGCGGGACCGUGGGGAAACGUGGGAUCUUGCGACACUCCGUACUGGCUGCUCACCAACAUGCUCGAGCACAUUGCCAACAGCUCAGGACCUCUCGACUACGUGAUGGUCUCCGGAGAUCUCGUGUCCCACACAGUCUGGGCCUAUACUCCGGAAACACACUCAUUCAUGAUCAAGAACCUUUCGGACACGAUCCGUUCAUAUUUCCCGACAACUCCCGUCUAUUUUGCGGUCGGAAACCACGAGGGAGUGCCAGUUGAUAAGUGAGAGACUAGCGUUUUUAUCGUUGAAAAAUGGCAUCGUUUCUAGUAUUGCACCACAUUUCACUCCGAAAAAGUACCACAUGGAUUGGCUGUACAAGUCAAUGUCCGAUUCGUGGCAGGGAUGGAUUCCGGAUGAUCAGGAGAAAACACUCAAAUAGUGAGUGCAGAGGGGAGCUGAAAAAAGAAAGGAAUGUGGAGUGUUUCAGCAAUGGGUGCUUCAUGAAGAAGAUCUACGACGGCCUGCGUCUCAUUUCUCUCAAUAACGUUUACGGAGAUCGCAUCAACUUCUGGUUGUACAUCAACCAAACAGAUCCAGACGGCACGCUCGGAUGGCUCAUCGAUCAGCUGCAAGACGCGGAGAAUGCGGGCGACAAGGUCCACAUCGUGGCUCACAUUCCAGGGUCGGAUUCGGAAGCCCUCGAAGGUUACGCGCUCAACUAUUAUAAGAUUAUCAAUCGGUUCGAUUUCACACCGACGCUCCGAAAAAACACGUUUUCUUCAGGUUCACAAACACUGUCGUCGGGCAGUUCUUCGGACACACCCAUUCUGAGAAGUUCUACAUGAUGUACGCAGAUCCGGAUGAUUACAAGUCCACCCCCACCAAGUAGGCUACUUAUUUGCUUCUCUCCUAAACUAUAACUUUAUUAUCAGUGUCGUCUAUUCUGCUCCAUCUGUGACUCCCUACUCCAACUACUUCCCAGCCUACAGAAUCUAUUCGAUUGAUGGAGUUCAUUCGGGAUCAACUUAUGUAAACACACAAAUCUCACCGGAUAUUAAAAUCUGAGCAUUUUCAGCAAGUAAUCGAUUACGAGGAGUGGUUCUUCAAUUUGACUGAAAACAAUGCGAACCCCACAAACGUUCAAUGGACACCGCUGUACAAAAGUGCAAAUUUGGAAUACGGUCUUAAAGGACAGACUCCAGACGAAUACAACCGAAUGAUUGAGAGAAUGAAGACCGAUACGAACUUGUUCAAUGCGUACUUCGAGUAAAAAAAAUGUUUUAAUUUGCUUCUUCUCAUCUCGGAUUCUCAGGAACCACUAUCGUCGUUCAGUCUACGACGGACUUAUUCCAUGCGGAGAUCAGAAGUGUCGCAACGGAUACCUUUGCGACGCCCGUCAAUUCCAUCAGACGAACAAGUUAUGCACGGAUUUGGAGGGAGGAAUUGAGAAGCCAACUGAGAAUCAGUCGAAGAAAUACUCGAGUCGCUUCAGGAAAUCUCACGAGAAACGACGAGGAAAGGAAGAAUGCAAAAUUUGA